Messenger RNA from Vespa velutina, 5066 nucleotides. RefSeq lists its product as uncharacterized. The coding region runs from base 2565 to 4181 and encodes 538 amino acids. The record is from RefSeq and is a predicted model, not a curated record. Lineage: Eukaryota; Metazoa; Arthropoda; Insecta; Hymenoptera; Vespidae. The transcript is spliced from 6 exons.
GUUCAAUAACGAGAGUAAAAUAUUUAAAAUAACUUACAAACUUCUGGUAUGGUAUUAUGAUUACCACCGAGACCGCAGAAUCCUUGCAUUACGCUGAUGCUGGUACGAGUGAAAUGCAUUUGAUGUUGUUGAAAAUUUCUCGAUGUCCUUUUAUUGUUCAACCUAGCAACGUCAUUAGGAACGUUAAAUCUAGAAAUACCAGAAACAUCCGCCGGAACUUGGCCGUGUGGAGUAACGAAAUUAGUAUCAACGAAACAAUUAUCACGAGCUUGUUGUUGCCUACGUAGAGCUACUUGUGCUGCCAUUACCCUUUGCCUUUCAACAACGAGUAAGCAACAAGGACAACGGCAGUCCUUCCAAGCACAUGAUCUCUUAUGACCCUUCAAUCCAGAAAUCACACCAUGAUUUCGACACCUCGCACAUUUUGGACUUCUCAAACGUUGCUCUAAUCCAGAGUUUAAUUGAUUCGGUGCACUAUUUUCUAUCUUCAUUAUGACGAAUUCUUCUUUUUCUUUUUUUUUUCCCCCUUUCUGGUAAUUAAUAAUUCUUUAUAAUAUGUUUGCGUAAGAUUUCUGAUAUGAAUGAUUAGAUUUAGAAAUAUUGUAAGAAACUCCAAACACUAUCUUUAUACAUAUUUUAAUAUGGAAAAUUAAUAUCGAUAAAUGAAAAAAGGCUUAGCAAUCUUUUUAAUAUUCUUUUGAUAAAUCACUUUUUUCAUAGAUAUUUUCACAUUCCUUUUGAUAUAUCUUUAUCAACGUUUCUUAUUAUAACGUACAUCUUUAUAAUAGGAUCCGUUAAACUUGCUACGCACUUGCGAUAUGCGAUAAGUUGUAUACUUCGAAGGAUCUUUCUGAUCGUUUAGAGAAGGAGGUGCUCCUUCAUCUCCUCCUACUAAUUCAAAAUGUAUUUUUAGAGAUUUGAGAUCUUCGGAUUGGUCCGAAACUUGAUGAAACUCCGCCAGUUUCGUAGCCUACAGACCAAUGAGCCAAAGAGAUCUCUCUUGUUUUCUUCCUCUUAUUAUUUUCUUCUACUUCUCUGCCUCUUGUUACCGAUAUGUUGUAGCAGCAUUCUCUAACUUAAAGAGAGGAAGAAGAGAGAACUUGAUAGCUUUCCCGAUAGUAUAAACAUAUCUAUCUCUCUGUCGAAGAGAGAAACUAAAAACAUACAAUACAUACAUGCAUGCGUGCAUACAUCUAUCUAUUUAAGCUCAGAGUCACGAUUCUGUAACACAAGUUUCGCUUAAACCUUUUGGUAUAUACAAUUAAUCGUAAUUUAUUUGACAAAAAUGGGACAUGUAUCACAUCAUACAUGUACGAUAUGUAUAAAUUUGGCAUAUAUAAACAUCUAAUAUAUAAUUAUAAUAAUCCUAACUCUUUUAAAUUAUAUUAUUAAUUUAUAAAGCAAUCGUUGUAAUAGAAACCGUUCAAGGAUUGUAAUAUUACGUAAAUGAUACUCAAAAUGUGGAAAGGAAGGAAGGAAGGAAGGAAGGAAGGAAGAAAGAAAGAAAGAAAAAGAAAAAAACAAAGAAAAGAAAAAGAAUAAGGAGUAAGAUGAUGAGUAGAGAAAAUCUUAGAGGAAGUUCACGGUGUGCCACUCAUGCGUUAUGAAAACAUACUCGAAACUAAUAUUAACUGUGUGUUGGCAACAUACGAGAGAGGAUCGUAUUAACGAGCUCUUAGAACGAGAUCACAGAACGAAUGCCAUGUGUUUGCAGCUGGAAGUAUGAUUUCUCAUGACUUACUUAAAGAAAAUAUCAUCAACAUUUUUAAGAAUUUGAUAAUCUUAAAAUCCUAAGAAAAAAAAAAGAAAACCAAAGAAAAUUGAAAAUUAACUUUGCAAUGCCACAUUGCACAACAAAUUUCGCUUGGUAUCUCGGAAAAUUUCUCAUUGGAUUUACAGGAAUGCUAAUUUUAUAUAUGAGCUUUUUGAAAGACAAGUAAAAUAAAUACAUAUGACGAGUUAACAAUGGCAUUAAGUUUACGCGAUAUUAAAAAUCUAUAUACUUGUUUAUCAGAGAAUCCACUUAUCCGUAUAAACCAGGAAUGAAAGUACCAUUAGCAGGAAAAAAAAGUCAAAAGUGAGUCACGCUAGUCAUACGCACGAGCAUACAUACGUUCUUCUGCAAUUCCAUUAUUUUUAUCAAAUUUAUGAGUUAUGUAAAAAUUAAAUAUGAAAGAGUAAUCCGUGUCGUAUGACUAGCUUGGUAGUAUGUGUGCGUUUAUCAUGAUUACAAUUUAAACGAAAUUAAUAAUACUCAGUAAUAAUACAUGCUCCACAGGCGAUCAGAUAGAUGUGAAUGCAACGAAGCAAUGCAAGCAGAAAAGUAUGGCUGCACAUGUAAGAAGUCUAUGUUAGUAACUCACGUUUUUAUCAUGUGUUUACGCUAAAACAGUAUAUUCAUUAUAACUUCUCUUUUUCUUUUUUCUUUUUUUUUUUUUCUUUUCUUCCUUCCUUCCAUUAGGGUACGAAAAUAGGGGGAAAUGUUGUUGGAAAGAAAGAUGUUAUCCGAGGACGAUCGCAACGAAAUGUCUCGUUAAGAACAACAAUGGUAUUUUCCUGUUAAUAUGAGGACACGUCGAUCUUUCUAUUCUAAAAAACAAGCAAAGUUUCUAGAUUUGACUAUACGUAAUGAAAAAAUAUAUUCCUGUAAGUGUCAUUGGUACAAGUCCAUUAAUGGUACUUGUAUUAGACACAAAUCAAAUAAAAUCAAAGGACAAAGGUGUAUACGAGUUUCGGAGGAUGUCGUGGCCGAUCUCUGGAAAAUACAAAGGGUAUGCGACAUGAUAAGAUCACAGGGUAACAUUGCAGGAGAACGACGAUUUCAAGAUGAGUCUGUGAAUAUUGAAAAAUUGAUACAAGAGGAAACGACUUCGAGUUCAUACGUCGAUGCUAAAAAUUGUUUCGUUCAAGAUGCUUACACUCAAUCUGUGUGUGAAAACGUAGAAAAAGAAAUCUAUGAUUUUCGAAAGAACAACGAUGAGAAUGAAUCGUUUAAUUGCAAAAAUAAAAUCGAUUUUAAGAAGAAAAUAAUUUCUAAUGAAAACUCAAUGGAUCUAUCAUUUAAAUUUAACAAAAAAGAAAUAGAAGAAAUAGAAGAUAAAUAUGAAAGGAUAUCUUUAAAUUGUGAUUACGAAUGUAAGGAAAGUAUUAACAUUGAGACUUCAACCUGUUUGAAAGAAGAAAAUAAAACAAGUACUAUAGGUACAUGUACCGUUUCCAAAAAUGAUACUGAUCUACCGUACGUCCCCGAACUUGAAUUAAAAGAGACAUGUGAUUGUAAACCAGAGUGCAAUUGCGAGUAUGAAUUUUCGGAAGAACCUUUUGGAGACCAUGAUAUCGAAGAAAAGAAUAAAUAUGAAAUUUGGAAGAAAUAUGAUCGAGAAACGAUACCAAACAGAUCUAAACAAAAUCGAAUGUUGAAUACUAGGAAUCAAACUCAUUGGAAUUCGGAUAUUACUAAUCCUUCUUAUUGUGAAUAUAAUCGAAAUGUUUAUGAAGAGGUAAAAUCGAGUACAAGUGCAGAAUCUCUGAUUUAUCCAGGAACAAAAAUGAAGGUAACACGUACCAGUAGCCAUGACCGAGACUAUUUAUUAUUCUUAAAACGUUUAGAAAGGAUCAAAAAGGAUCCUCGACAAAGGAAGGAUAAUUUUACCUUUCCACUAGUCCGUAGAAUUAAUAUUAAGGAAGAUCGUAGAGAUCGAUGUGAUUAUAGCGAUCGAUUCUUGUGCUGUUGUAAACGUCUUAAUUGUGAUAUAAAACGAAAAAUGAUUAUUGAAGAUAAAUUCGUGGAGACCGAAACGAGUCAAUCCAGAACGUCAUCCUCUUCAACGAGUAUUACGUCUAACGAUUACGAUAAAUCCUCUCGAUCAUUUCUACACAAUAACAAUUGUAAAUGUCGAUAUUGUUGUACCUGUACAUCUAAUGAUUUACAAUCGGAAAUAGAAUACAAAGGCAUUGAAAGAGAAUCAUCGAAAAUCCAUUAUCCAUUAAAUCCAUUAUCAUCAAACAUAACAUAUAAUGAUGAUAAUAAUAAUUAUUAUUAUUAUUAUAAUAAUAGUAAUAAAAAUUCAAUUCGUCAUUUUAAUGUUAUGAGAUUAUAUUGCCAAAAGACAUUGCCUCUAAUGUAUAGAAGAUUGAAAAAUCGUAAAAAGUGGAUCAAUGAUCGUACGUUAUGUGAAUGAUCAUAUAUUGUGAUUAAUAAAUAAGUCAAAGGAUUUUUUUUUUUGCUCGGUAAAUAUAUUAUGCGAAUUGGAGAAGGAAAGAAUAAAGGAAUAUGAGAAAAACACAUCGUAUAUAAUGAAAGAAAAGGGAAAAAGGGAAAAGAGAAUAAAAAGAAAAAACUAAGCCAAUAGAAAAUAAGAGAAGAAAAAGAAAAUAAGUUAAAUGCUAAAUGCUAAAUGCUUUUUCAAUUACGUAGUAUUACUUUUUGAUAAUAGAUAAUAAAUCAAAGUCAAAUGUAUAAUCAUUUCUUCUCUUCACCGAUGCAAAUGACAUUAUAAAAAUGUAAUUAAUUGUCCCGAUUAAAUAAAGAACGAAUUGUCGAUCGAGAACGCAUCGAUCGCCGAAAGUUAAUAAUACAGAGGAGAAUGAAUCGAACUAACGACUCGUGUGUUAGUUGCUAGAUCCUAUGAAUAAAUUGGACAUGCUUUAAAGAGAUACGAGUGGUCUGGUGUGUGCCCGGAAAAUGUGAAACUCAAUUAAUAUGCGUCCCGUGUCUCUAGGUGAAGUGUCUAUAAGUAGAUCGGUUGCGGACACAACGUCAGUCAUAACCAUACAUUAUUUUCUGCUGUAGUGCGGAGAUAGCCUUCUUUCUGCUAACGAGAUGCUCUGACAAUUUCGUUAGCAAUAUAUUUAAUACGCACACACACACACAUACACACACACACAGACAGACAUUUAUGAACACGUUCUUCUAUCUUCGUAUAUAGAUUUCAGAUUGAUUUUUCAAGAUGCUCUUAUUAUAAAACAACAUAUAUAAUUUAAAUAACAUUAAUUUAUUUAAUACUCAUUCUAAUUCUAAUUCUAAUAUAAAAUCUUUCCUUUCUUUAUUUUUUUUUUUUUGUUUU